Oxyura jamaicensis (ruddy duck) is the source of this 3873-nucleotide messenger RNA. RefSeq names its product melatonin receptor 1A (gene MTNR1A). The record is from RefSeq and is a predicted model, not a curated record. The coding region runs from base 95 to 1156 and encodes 353 amino acids. The transcript is spliced from 2 exons. Gene Ontology annotation, cellular component: membrane. Gene Ontology annotation, molecular function: melatonin receptor activity. NCBI's taxonomy places the organism in Eukaryota, Metazoa, Chordata, Aves, Anseriformes, Anatidae. Gene Ontology annotation, biological process: G protein-coupled receptor signaling pathway.
GGCACGCGCCCGUUUGGCGGCAGUUUCCCGCCACUGCUGUCCCCGCCGCCUGCGCGGAGCUCCAGGCGCCGGCGGGAGGGAGCCCCGGGGCAGGAUGCGAGCGAACGGCUCCGUCUUGAACGGCUCCGUCCUGCCGCGGGACCCGCCGGCCGAGGACGCCCCGCGCCGCCCGCCCUGGGUCACCUCCACCUUGGCCGCCAUCCUCAUCUUCACCAUUGUGGUGGACCUGCUGGGGAACCUGCUGGUCAUCCUCUCCGUGUACCGCAACAAGAAGCUGCGGAACGCAGGAAAUAUAUUUGUGGUAAGCCUGGCAAUUGCAGACUUGGUCGUAGCAAUCUAUCCAUAUCCACUGGUCCUCACAUCUGUGUUUCACAACGGAUGGAACCUGGGAUACCUUCACUGCCAGAUUAGCGGCUUCUUGAUGGGCCUAAGUGUCAUUGGAUCAAUUUUCAAUAUUACCGGCAUUGCUAUCAAUCGAUACUGCUAUAUCUGCCACAGCCUCAGAUAUGACAAGCUGUACAGCGACAAGAAUUCUCUGUGCUAUGUUGUUCUUAUCUGGAUCCUAACAGUUGUUGCUAUUGUGCCCAACCUGUUUGUGGGGUCUCUGCAGUAUGACCCCAGGAUUUACUCAUGCACGUUCGCACAGUCGGUGAGCUCUGCAUAUACAAUAGCAGUCGUGUUUUUCCACUUCCUGCUUCCCAUGGCCAUAGUUACUUUCUGUUACUUGAGAAUAUGGAUCCUUGUUAUUCAGGUGAGACGAAGGGUUAAACCGGACAACAACCCCAGACUGAAACCACAUGACUUCAGAAACUUUCUAACCAUGUUUGUGGUAUUUGUACUGUUUGCAGUCUGCUGGGCUCCCUUGAACUUUAUAGGCCUUGCUGUGGCGGUCAACCCAGAAACUGUAAUCCCUAGGAUUCCAGAGUGGUUGUUUGUGUCAAGCUAUUACAUGGCAUACUUCAACAGCUGCCUUAACGCCAUCAUAUAUGGACUCCUGAAUCAGAACUUCAGAAGAGAAUACAAGAGAAUUAUUGUCAGUUUUUGUACAGCAAAUGUUUUUUUCCAGGACAGUUCUAAUGAUGCAGUGGACAGGGUGAAAAGUAAACCUUCUCCACUGCUAACAAACAAUAAUCAAGUGAAGGUGGACUCUGUGUGAAAACUGGAACCCUGUUAUUGUCCCUCCACAGCAUCCACAUAAAGUAUCUGUUUUAGUGGAACUACUGUUAAAUAUCAUAGUGAAUAUCUAUUCUACACUGAAGGCACUUUUAUUGAAUCCUUUGCAUGGUAUCUGGGAACCCAAGUUACAGAGCUGUGACAUGCAGACCCUAUUCUACAUUGCGAUAUCUUUCAUAAAACACAGUGACAUCCUUAAGGGAAUUACAAAUUAUGCAUGGAUACUUUUUUCUUUUCAUAAAUGGAGAUAAAGAACUAGACAUAGAUUGAAAAAGAAAUAUCCACAUUGCCUGGCUCUAUAAAAGAAAUCACAAAACUAUUCCUAUUGUUCUCUGCUUGCUUCUUCUGGCUAAGCUAUGGUCCUGAUUCUAAAACCACUGAGAACUUAUUUUGAAAGCUGAAAUCAGGCCGUUAGGAAGCGUAUUAGGAAAUAUGCAGUAAGAAAUCAAGCUAGUUGAAAAGUCAUCAGGAUUUUUUAUAAGUACCUCUACCUUGCUUUGCGCCUAAAAUGGACAUGUUUAUUCAUUUUGUGGAGGCUAAACCUCAUCAGCCCUCCUAGGAAUGGCAUCCCCAAUUGACUUCUUAAUUUUAAAACAGUUUUUAGGUGGAGAAAUAUGACUGACUCACUAUCUUCAAAGCUACAGAGGCAGGAGGCUAACCAGGAAGGAAAGAAAAGAGACAUGAUUUGUCAGCUUAAGCCAUUUGGGGAAGAAAAAAGGUGUAGGAGGAGUGGAGAGAGAAAAACAAAAACAAAACACCAUUCUUUCUGAAGAGACAGAAAUUCACAAAACUGGGAAGUUCCCCAGAAGGAAUUCUGGGGAGACACCUCUUAGAACAUAAGCAAGGAAGGACCAUUGUUUCUCACUUAUGUACAGUAUGGAAUAUCUGAACCUUUGCAAGAAGAUCAAUAUUUUUAAGAGGGACUGUGGGUGAGAAUGACAGUUUGGCUGGUUAGUGGAAUCUUAAUCUCAUUAAACCCUGGGAAAUGCCAAAUAUUUACAGAACAAGCAUGUGUCAUAUUUCUCAACUCAAUCUCCUGAGCAUAGUCUGAGUCAUGUAGGUUAUUAUGUUAUCUGCCAUAGAUACGCUUUUCAAAAUAAUCAUUAAGUGUUUACCACUAUCAUGAAAAUAGUCUAAUAACCUGGAACAAUUGGACACAUUUAAAUAAUAGAAGAUGAUACUUAUGGCACUGGUACAAGGAGGAACGCAUGACUCUCAGGACAGGACCUGCUACGGGGACUUUCCACAGACAGCAGGGGCCUUUGCAGUGAGAGGAAGUACACUGUGAAAGGAGGAAGCACAGCUAGACAGGCUGACUCCUGCGACAAUGAAUCUCUGUUUAUAACAAAGUCCUCUGGGGAAGGAAAGCAACUGACAACAAUAGGAUUCACCUUCAAACAGACUUUAAAGAGAAGGAGCAUUUAGCUCUGGAUAAAUGCUCCAACUGUCAACUGUCCUACCUUUUAGUGCUCAAGUGUUCAUACUGCACUGAUGUUCAAUUAUGCUUGAGCUUUUCCAUGCCAAUUCCAAUCUCUUCAACUGGACUUGGAGUUUCUGUAUAGCCUGUCCUACAUCUGUUAAUCUAUAUUUAAAAGUGGACUAUGUAAUUUAUUGGAAUUAUUACUUGCUGUACUGGAGAUUUUCUUGAUCUUAUAUGGAUUAGAAACCAAUAGUCACUCUAUAUUAUUUAAUUCCUUAAACACUCUACAGAUCUAACAGUAUCUCUUCUUUCUUUGAUCAUAGAUUUGCAUCCCCGUGACUUAAUAAUGAACUAGAAAGGAACACUUUCGUAUUUACUUGAAAACCCCACUGACACUUUGUCAAUGACCAGCUUCUUACCUUAAAAAUAGGUGCCUCAUGUUCUCACAUGGUCGUGUCAAGUUGACAAUGGAACUAGCAAACAACAUCAUAAAAACCUGGAGCUGAACUCACCAGUCAGUGCAUUGCCCAGGUGCUUGACACAUCUUUGUUUACAUUUGCCAGUCAGAACCACUGUGUAAAUAACCAGCUCUCUUCUAUCAUGGUCUCAUCAUAUGAUGUGAUAUGAUACAACUUGAUUAACAGCAUAAAUUAUAUCACAGCUUUCUUCACUGUGAUUUCAUCCUCAGAGGAUGCUUAGCUCAGUAAUUUUAUCGCUUUGUGUGAACUAAUCUCAGAAUAGGAAGGGAGGCAUGACCACCUUAUAAGAAAAGACAUUCUUCAUGUAAGAAAAAACACUAUUUCAAUUCUUACAAAUCUUGCCUUAUUUAAAGCAUAUUUUCAAUGAAAAUAAUGUCUUAUGAUGCAUCUAGUAAAGUAGCAUACAGAUAGUUAAAGUAGCUUAAUCAUCAGUAAAUUUAGAGUUCUCAAAGAUUUUCCACUUGCCGUUGGCAACAGAAAAUGUACAUGCUUAUCAUGUCUACAUAUGUAUGAGCCAAUUCAUAUACUGUAUCCAACAUUGUGGGUUAUCUGAGGAAUUAAAGUCCCCUGUAAUUCACAAGUGCUAAAGUAUAUUUUUGAUGAUAACGAAAAUGGUUUGCUAUAUGCAAUAAAACCUAUUGUACCAAAGGUAUAUAUUUUAUUGAAUAGGCCUGUAAUAAAAAUGGAGAGAUUUUUUCAGAUCUGACAUUUUGAAAUAUUUGUAUUAAAUCUAAAUCACAGAAAUGUGCAUGUUGGUGAUGUUAUGCGCUGCUAAAUAUAGCAAUAAUUUUAAGAAAUUAA